Molecule: messenger RNA, 1659 nt
Organism: Aspergillus niger
Lineage: Eukaryota; Fungi; Ascomycota; Eurotiomycetes; Eurotiales; Aspergillaceae
Exons: 3
Coding region: 1-1659 (552 amino acids)
Biological process (GO): phosphoenolpyruvate transmembrane import into Golgi lumen
Cellular component (GO): Golgi apparatus; endoplasmic reticulum
Molecular function (GO): phosphoenolpyruvate transmembrane transporter activity; antiporter activity
Source: RefSeq, a predicted model, not a curated record
AUGGACAUGACCACAACAACUGUGACCGGCACUGGGAGACGCUCUUCUAUACGACUACCAGACCUUCAAGUACCGGCGACUUCAUCCAUCUCGCAACAAAUGACCAGUCCGAUAGACAAGUUCCCGCCUUUCAUUGAUGAAGCACCUGAGCCUACGAGCGAACCAAGAGAAGCGCACUCCCAUUCGGUUAGAUAUGCGGCGACAGAUCGCUGGGAGCCACGGAAGCAACCCCAAUCUUCACGGGAUAGCAGACAUCCUACACUGAAUUCGAAAAGAAGAUCAAGGAAAAGUAUCAGUGAUGCCAUCAGCACAAUUAGAACGCGCAACGGCAGUGUUAGCGCCAAUGCACAGGAGUUGGCUGAGGCCCUUAGAGCUCCGAUAUCAUACAAGCUGAUAGUUCUCUGCCUCAUAUGGUACAUGACCUCCGCUCUGACGAAUACCUCAUCGAAGUCUAUCUUAAAUGCCCUUCCAAAACCAAUAACGCUUACGAUCGUACAAUUUGCCUUCGUAGCAUUCUGGUGCUUGGUCCUAACCUAUUUAUCCACAGUGCUACCCUGGCUGAAAGAUAGCAUACCGGCCCUCAGGAACGGGAUCCGUCCUCCGUCCCGUGAUGUUGUCAUGACAGCUCUGCCUUUGGCAGUGUUCCAGUUAGCCGGCCAUAUACUUAGCUCUAUGGCUACCUCACAGAUUCCCGUCUCACUCGUCCACACAAUCAAGGGACUGUCACCCCUGUUCACAGUUCUGGCGUAUCGGGUCUUCUUCCGAAUUCGAUAUGCCAAAGCAACAUAUCUUUCUCUUGUCCCAUUGACUUUAGGUGUGAUGCUCGCUUGCUCGACAGGCUUUUCCACAAACCUCUUCGGCAUACUAUGUGCGUUAAUUGCCGCAUUGGUCUUCGUCUCGCAGAAUAUAUUCUCAAAGAAGCUUUUCAAUGAAGCGUCCCGUGCAGAGUCAGAAGCAGAACCGUCGAGCCGACGAAAAUUGGAUAAGUUGAACUUGCUCUACUAUUGUUCCGGAUUAGCCUUCAUUCUCACACUACCUAUCUGGUUCAUAAGUGAAGGAUAUCCUUUGAUUUCCGAUAUUAUACAGGAUGGCGCCAUCUCGUUGUCGGGAAAUAGAGGCUCACUGGAUCAUGGCGCUCUCUUCCUUGAAUUCGUAUUCAACGGAGUGUCGCACUUCGCACAGAACAUACUGGCAUUUGUUCUCUUGUCUAUGAUAUCACCAGUUUCUUACUCCGUCGCAUCUUUGGUGAAAAGAGUUUUCGUGAUUGUUGUUGCGAUCGUGUGGUUUGGAAGCUCAACGACAUCCAUUCAAGGUUUUGGAAUCGCUCUUACCUUUAUUGGACUCUACCUCUACGAUCGCAAUAGCCACGAUGAUCUAGCGGACCAGAGAGCAAAUGCUGAUCAUUUCCGCACAAGGGAAACUGUCCUUCCAUUGAACGCCCAGACUGCAGGCAAAGUUUGGGACUCAAAUGGCUAUGGCGCUUCGGCAAGCAAGCUCUCUUACUAUCAGUCACCAGAUGGCCCUACCUCGCAUGCAAGUACACCUAAGAAAGAAGAUGAUGACCAGGGCCGUGUCCGUCCCAGAGGAGGCAGUAGCUCCCGGGUGUGGCUACCUCCUGGCACAAAGCAAGAGACCACUUGGAAGGCGAAUGAUUCCUAG